Messenger RNA from Eurytemora carolleeae, 1749 nucleotides. Its product is annotated as transcription factor MafK. NCBI's taxonomy places the organism in Eukaryota, Metazoa, Arthropoda, Copepoda, Calanoida, Temoridae. Bases 20 to 490 code for a protein of 156 amino acids. Gene Ontology annotation, biological process: regulation of transcription by RNA polymerase II. The record is from RefSeq and is a predicted model, not a curated record. Gene Ontology annotation, cellular component: nucleus. The transcript has 13 exons. Gene Ontology annotation, molecular function: DNA-binding transcription factor activity, RNA polymerase II-specific; RNA polymerase II cis-regulatory region sequence-specific DNA binding.
UCUGUCAACAAACGAAAAGAUGGAUUUCCCAGAUGAUGAACCCUGUGCUUCACAGAAGGCACCAUAUGCUCACAGGAAUAUGACAGACUUUGCACCCGACAACUUUGGGCUUUUCUCAGACGAGGAGCUGAUAACUAUAACGACUAAGAAUCUCAAUGAACGUCUGAAAAAGAACAAUGUACCUAAAAAAACAGCCAACGCACUAAAGGAGAAAAGACGAACCUUGAAGAAUCGUGGAUAUGCAGCUUCAUGCAGGGUGAAAAAGGAAUUAAAAGAGGAGGAAGUUACAGCUUUGAUAGCGAGAGAAGAGGCAUCAUUUCUUGAGCAGAAAAAUAGGAACAUGCUGAAAGCAAGUGCUAUCAAAAAUAAGAUUGAGGCAACAAAAACAAUGAUGAACGACUUGAAGAUCGAUAAUUCGGAAUAUUUGGCAGAGUUGGAGAGGAAGAUAUCAGAGUUGGAAUUAGACAAGGAGGACUUCCUCUCUUCCUGAUAUCUCAUCUGUAUAUAGAAACUUCUUUCCAGGACGAUCAGCAUCUAAAUUCCGACCUGUUUACUCCCAACUACAAAGUGUAACCUAACCGAAUCAAGAAUCAAGUUCCAAGUGAACCUGGUUCAGUCCUCCAGAUCAAGUUCCAAGUGAACCUGGUUCAGGCCUCCAGAUCAAGUUCCAAGUGAACCUGGUUCAGGCCUCCAGAUCAAGUUCCAAGUGAACCUGGUUCAGGCCUCCAGAUCAAGUUCCAAGUGAACCUGGUUCAGGCCUCCAGAUCAAGUUCCAAGUGAACCUGGUUCAGGCCUCCAGAUCAAGUUCCAAGUGAACCUGGUUCAGGCCUCCAGAUCAAGUUCCAAGUGAACCUGGUUCAGGCCUCCAGAUCAAGUUCCAAGUGAACCUGGUUCAGGCCUCCAGAUCAAGUUCCAAGUGAACCUGGUUCAGGCCUCCAGAUCAAGUUCCAAGUGAACCUGGUUCAGGCCUCCAGAUCAAGUUCCAAGUGAACCUGGUUCAGGCCUCCAGAUCAAGUUCCAAGUGAACCUGGUUCAGGCCUCCAGAUCAAGUUCCAAGUGAACCUGGUUCAGGCCUCCAGAUCAAGUUCCAAGUGAACCUGGUUCAGGCCUCCAGAUCAAGUUCCAAGUGAACCUGGUUCAGGCCUCCAGAUCAAGUUCCAAGUGAACCUGGUUCAGGCCUCCAGAUCAAGUUCCAAGUGAACCUGGUUCAGGCCUCCAGAUCAAGUUCCAAGUGAACCUGGUUCAGGCCUCCAGAUCAAGUUUGGUUUAAUUUAGACGAGACAUUUUACCUUUUUUGUACCAUGAUUUUUUAAACAUUUUUAAAGACUAUCUUGUUUUAAAAAGUUAUUUCUUGUUCUGUACACAAUGUGUACACUUAGGACACCGUGUACACACAAUGUGUACACUAAGGCCGACGAUUUUGCAGAGAAAUAUUUUUUACAUCUUCAUUAAUUAUAGUUUUCUUUAAUCGAUUCCAAUUGAGUGCAGUUAAAUGAAGGGAUAGCUGGUUUAAUUUAAAGAUGGGCCUGCCUGAUUAAUGAUCGUACCCUUGUAACCAUAAUCUGAUUAAUAACGUGGAAAUGUUUUUCUAGCUGGAACUGUGUUCAAUUAUGUUAACUUCUCCAUUAUUUACGAAACAAGAAAUGCGCCAGUAACUUUUGUACAGACUCAGGUUUAAAGUGUGUCAUUGUGAGUCGAUCAUGUAAAUCUUUAAAAAAAUGUUAUUACAUUUACAUACUUUGUACUAAU